This is a messenger RNA of Corythoichthys intestinalis (scribbled pipefish), 2644 nucleotides long. It is a transcript of the gene rh50, whose product is annotated as Rh50-like protein. The record is from RefSeq and is a predicted model, not a curated record. Gene Ontology annotation, cellular component: plasma membrane. NCBI's taxonomy places the organism in Eukaryota, Metazoa, Chordata, Actinopteri, Syngnathiformes, Syngnathidae. The transcript has a single exon. Gene Ontology annotation, biological process: ammonium homeostasis; ammonium transmembrane transport. Gene Ontology annotation, molecular function: ammonium channel activity. Bases 133 to 1566 code for a protein of 477 amino acids.
CAGAGACAAAGUUCAGAAAACUGAAUAUCUCAACAUGUUUGAGCGGGAGCAGACUUGAACGUUGUCCUUCCUUAUCUGCACAUUGAUAAUCCUGGCUUCAAAUGAAAGAAGGCUCAUUUGAGUGCUCCAACAAUGAAGCCAGGCACAAGCAGCUUGCGGGUGAGGCUGCCCGUGUUAGUGUUUGCACUGGAGGUGAUGAUCGUGGGUCUGUUUGCUACUUUUGUCACAUACGAUGACAACGCUGAUGCCAAAUUCCAGAACAACGGGACUAACCCCAUGGACAAUGCAGUAUAUAAGGAUUAUCCUUUUUUUGCAGACAUACAGGUGAUGAUAUUCAUCGGCUUUGGCUGCCUGCUGGCAUUUUUCCGCCUCUAUGGUUUCGGGGGGAUGGUCUUUAACUUUCUCGUGGCCACCUUUUCCAUCCAAUGGGCCAUUCUAGUUCAGGGAUACUUCCAGUUCAGCAAUGAUGGUAAGAUCCAGCUCGGCGUGAUAAACCUCAUCAAUGCAGAGUUUGCCUGCGCCGUGGUGCUCAUCUCCUUCGGGGCAGUGUUGGGGAAGACGAGCCCACUGCAGCUGCUGGUCAUGGCUCUCCUGGAAGUGCCAAUAUUUGCUGUCACGGAAUGGGCAGUGCUCAAGUACCUGAAGAUAAAUGAUGCUGGAGGCUCCAUACUGAUUCACCUUUUCGCCUGUUACUUCGGCUUGGGAGUCACCUUUGUGUUAUACAGACCUGGCCUUAACAAAGGUCACGCAAAGGAGAACACCAGCUAUCAAUCGGAUAUUUUGUCUUUGAUGGGCACCUUGUUUCUCUGGGUUUUCUGGCCCUCCUUCAACUCGUCAUUAACCCUAAAAGGCGAUGAUCAGCACAGGGCCAUCCUCCACACCUUUAUUGGCCUCUGUGCAUCCACAAUCACUGCUUUUGCUCUCUCUGCACUACUUAACAAAAAUGGAAAACUCAGUAUGGCUGACAUACAGAAUGUGACCCUGGCCGGAGGCGUGACAGUUGGAGCAUCCGUAGAUAUGAUGAUUUCACCGGCUGCGGCGUAUGCCCUGGGCAUGGUGGGUUGUGCCGCAUGUAUGCUAGGGUACAAGUACUUGAGCCCUGUCUUGGCACACCGCUUCAGAAUACAGGAUCAAUGUGGAAUACAUAACCUACACGGUCUAACAGGACUCAUAUCUUGUACUGCUGGAAUUUGUGCAAUAAUGAUGGCUAAUGAGGAAGUCUACGGCCCUAGUUUGUAUGAGACUUUUAGUCACAGAGCUCCAAAAGAAGGGGAUCCUAAGUUACUUGAACUCCAGGCUUUAAUUCCUGGUCUGCCGCCAGGUUUGGGGAGGACUGCCCGAGAACAGGCUCUUUUCCAGGUAGCAGCCAUGUUCUCUACAAUAGCAGUGGCAGCAGUUGGAGGCUUGCUCACAGGCGUGGUCUUAAAAAUGCCUUACCUUGCCUCACCUUCAGAUGAUUUAUGUUUUGAUGACCAAUUAUACUUUGACAUGCCACUCGACAGUUACUUACCACUUAAUCUCAAUAGAUGGUCCAAUGAAGAGGAAACUACAACAAAAUGUCUAUAGCUCCUAUGGUAGUACAGUAAUAAAAAUAUUUUCAAACCAUUACAAAAUAAAGUUUGGGUAAAAUAGAAAUGUAUCUUUUGUUAUUGUCCUUGCUUAAUUAUGUAGUACCGUACUGGCCCUUAUAUAAGACGGUGUUUUUUGUAUUGAAAUAACACUGAAAAGGAGGGGGUCAUCUUAUAUUCGCGGUGUACACGUUACACCAAUUCACGACGCUAGGUGGCGCCAGAUAUCAUUGAAGCGAUGUUCUGUUAUGAAAGAUUUCAGCUACUCUCCCCAUUCACGACGCUAGAUGGCGCCAGAUAUUAUUGAAGCAAUUUUCUCAGCUACUUUUUUUAGUUUAACCAGUUUGCAUUAUUUCAUUGCAAUUUUUUUCCUUAUUCAGAUUUGUUUCAAGACUACAGUUACAGUUAGACUUCACUUUGAUGGUUAAUGCAGAGUUUGCAAUUUUUGUUGUUUUAUCACAAUAGAUUGGUUUAUUUACAUUUCAAAAACCAGAAGCCAUUCAUUUACGAAUGUGAUUGCACUUUAGUUUACAUAUUUCAAUGUUCAGAUAUUAAGAUUUGAAUGAGGCAAAAUAACAUGCUUUUCUCUCAAAUAUAUUGUUAUAAUCAUUUGUUUCGGAUGUACUGUAAUUAUUUUCUGUAUAAAAAUUAAUUUGGUGUUCAAAAAGUAUUUUUUCAAACUUGAGUCUUGAAAAAGAGGGGGUCGUCUUAUAAUCAGGGCCGUCUUAUAUUCAGGCCAAUACGGUAUUUAUUGUCUGAGUAAAUCUUAAUGUUUUAAAUGCUAAAUGGAUUUAUGCUUCUAUUGAGAUUUUCUUGAAGAGGACUCAAAAUACUUGUAACACUCUCAUUCAUCUACUGGUCAUCCAUGUGGCAUCAGGAGCAUCAGGGGUUUCAACAUCUUGCUCAAAGAUACAUACAUAGGCAUGCGCAUGGUCCAUCGGUUGAACCCACAACCUCCAGCUGGGAGAUUACCCCUCUACCAUAUCUCACAAAAAAAGAAAAAGAAAUUUUUGAGAGGAACAUUAAUACUGCAUUUGUCGUGUAGUAUAAAAUUAUUCAAGCAUGUGUGCAGCUAU